Drosophila albomicans is the source of this 2475-nucleotide messenger RNA. RefSeq names its product protein phosphatase 1L. Bases 461 to 2038 code for a protein of 525 amino acids. The record is from RefSeq and is a predicted model, not a curated record. The transcript is spliced from 5 exons. Gene Ontology annotation, molecular function: cation binding; protein serine/threonine phosphatase activity. Gene Ontology annotation, biological process: negative regulation of canonical NF-kappaB signal transduction; positive regulation of canonical Wnt signaling pathway; positive regulation of canonical NF-kappaB signal transduction. Gene Ontology annotation, cellular component: cytosol; nucleus. Lineage: Eukaryota; Metazoa; Arthropoda; Insecta; Diptera; Drosophilidae.
GAUACGUAAAUAGACGGAUGUUGUUCUUGUUUCUGCUGCUUGUUAUUUUCUCAUGCAAGCAAGCAACACAGAAAAAGAAGCGAAGCUAUUAAUAAGAAUAUUCUGAAAUAAUAUAAUGCUACAAGAAGGCGGUCGUCGAAUCUGCGCUGCUGUGCAAUAAUACGUCAAAUAAUGGGAACGACACCAGGCAGCAGCACCAGUCUAUAAGGAAAAAAUUAAAAGCCAAAAAAAAAAACGUAAAAGGGACAGAGAAAAAAAACAGUACGCAGCAAAAUUGAAAUAAAAGCGAAAUUCCGAUUUCGAAUCAAGUGCGUUGUUGUUGUGCGCUGUGCUGCUUACAUAUUGAAUUAAAAAAUCGUCGCAAUCAGUUUCACGUUCAGUUGUGACACAAACACACUCACACCAACAUCACAUAGAACAUUUAGUAGUGAGAGUGAGAAAAUCCUUUUGCCCCUUUUCAAUGGAUGACGAAUUGGAAGACAAAAUCUUCUAUCAAACAUACGUAUCGCAUAUGAAAAUCCUGUCCAAGUUUGCAGUGGGCUUCUCGUCCAUCAACUCACCGUUGGCCUAUUUAUGGAAACUAUGCCGCAUCUACGUGCUACGGCCCGAGGUCAUAUUCUGCGGCAUCAUUCUGUUUGUCUUGUUGAUCUAUUUGCAAGCGGUCGAUGUAUGGAGUCGCAGCAUCUUGGGACGCAUCCAAGCGACGCUCGGACGUCAAAAGUCUGCGUCAUCGCGUGUACUAGAAAUGGCGGGCGGCGCCGGGGAUCAUCAAAGCUGGGAGGAGGUGCGUCAGCAGAGCGCCGCCUUCGCUGUGUUGGGACGUAGACCGCAUAUGGAAGACAGGUUCAUCAUUGAGGAGAACAUCAACAACAACACAGCGAUUUCGUUCUUUGCUGUCUUCGAUGGUCAUGGCGGUGAAUUUGCCGCGGACUUUGCACGCGAUGUGCUGGUCAAGAACAUCUACAACAAGAUUAUUGAGGUGCACAAGCUACUCAAGAGCGAUGGCAAAGACGACUUCGCAGGCUACGACAAGAGUCCGUAUCUGGCGCGCAAGCAAAGCCGCAAGGAUGCCACCAGCAACAAGGAGAAUGAACCCGUGGCACGGAAAGAUAGUUUGCGUAAGGCGCACAGCACAACUGUUGAGUGCAAACCGGCGAAGACAACAGAGGCUUCAAUUGCGGACUUUUAUACAGCGCAGCUCAACAGUGCCAUGCGUGCCGCAAAUGGUGGCAAUGCAGCCAAAGAAACGUUUCUUAAUAACAACAAUAAUGCACAAAGUGCGGGCAAUGCGCCGCCUCCCAGUUACGAAGCUAAAUGCUACAUUGAACACGGUCGCAUUAAUUUUGGCAAGCUAAUCACAGACGAAAUACUCGCAGCGGAUCACAAACUAGUGGAGCAAGCGAAGCAGGCAACCAACAUUGCGGGCACCACCGCCUUGAUGGCCAUUGUGCAGGGCAGCAAGUUGAUUGUGGCCAAUGUGGGCGAUUCGCGUGGCGUCAUGUUUGAUGCACGUGGCAUUGCCAUCCCCUUGUCCUUUGACCACAAGCCGCAGCAGGUGCGUGAACGGAAGCGUAUUCACGACGCUGGCGGCUUUAUUGCGUUUCGUGGUGUUUGGCGCGUGGCUGGCGUCUUGGCCACGUCACGAGCACUCGGCGAUUAUCCGCUGAAAGAUAAGAAUCUUGUCAUCGCCACACCAGACAUUUUGACCUUCGAGCUAAAUGAUCACAAGCCCCGUUUUCUAAUACUCGCAUCAGAUGGUCUUUGGGAUACUUUUAGCAACGAGGAGGCCUGCAGCUUUGUCCAGGAGCAUCUAAAGGAGCCGGACUUCGGUGCCAAGUCUUUGGCCAUGGAAUCGUAUAAGCGCGGCUCCGUCGACAACAUCACAGUGCUGAUAAUUGCCUUUAAGAACGAUGUGUAUCGCAUUGGUGGCAGCAAGUUGCCUGCUGAUGCAACUGCUGCAGCUCCAGCUUCAGUGGCCAAGGCGCCAGCGGCGGCAGCUUCUGUUGUGCAGCGAUCAAAUUCAAUCAAAACAAAGUGACAGGUGUUAUGGUGGUCCAACAGGUGUUCGCGAUUUUGAAUAGCAACAAAAAAUUAAAAGAAAACGAAAAAAAAAACCUCUCUAGACAAAAACAUUAAAAAAUAAUGAAGAGAAGAGAAAAAGUGCCCAAGUGCUUUUUUGAAAUGACAAAUUUGCUGCUUGGUUUCGAAUUAGGAUUUGUUUAUUUAUAGCAAUUGUUUGUUUUUGUACAAAUUUGUUUAGCAUUAUCACAUUUUACCCCCUCACACAAACACUCACUCAUAUUUAAACACGCAUACACUUCCUAUAUAACAACAAACAACAAAAACAUUCAUUCAUCAAGUUCAUAAAUAUUUAUUUAAAUUAUUUUGUUAUGCACUUAUAUACUAUUUGUAAAAGAAAAAUAUUUCUUUUCUAACUUAUGAAACGCGUUUACAAAUAAAAACAAAAACUACUCG